AAAACGUAGUGUUCGUCAGUUAUCAGAUGAAGUAAAACUGAAGAACAAAAAAUUGAAGUUACUCCAACAAACAGCAAGACGUCAGAGUAAGAAAAUUGCUUCCUUGAAGUCUAUAAUUAAUAAUCUUCAGAAGAAAAAUCUAAUCAAUGAUGAAGCCACCAACACAUUAUUGGAAUCUUUUGUAUCAAAAUAUAAUGGAGGAACAUAUAGAUAUACAACAUAAAUAUAUUAAAAUUGAGACUGAUUGCAUUCAACAAUUAGUAAGUAAUGAUAUUCGUAUUAGAAAUGAGAUGGAAGACAACAAUGAAGAAGAAUUUACUGAUAUUGGAUACAAUAUUGACAAAAACAAACAUAAAAACACUCAUUUUUGGACUGUAAGUGUUAACAAAGAUACCAAUACAGUAAUUAAAACUGAACAAGACGAAAUGGUAUUUGAUGAUUGUACGUUUAAAAGCGAAAUGAAAAUUGAAAUUCCAAAAAGUCUAAAUAAAAUAAAGGCUCAUGUUAUCGAUCCAAUAGAAAAUUGUGACAAUCUUAAUCCUACUGUUGGUGGACAGACACACAAUCGUGAAAAGGAAUACCAGUGCAACAUAUGUAAAAAGAGUUUUCAAAAAAAAUACAAUUUAGAAGUUCACAAAUCACUUCAUGCAAAUAUCAAGAAGUUUAAUUGUAUUACUUGCGGUGAGCAGUUUUUUGAAUUGAAUGGUCUUAAAAGCCAUUUGAUAUCUCACAUAGACAGUAAAAUAAAAUUGCUUGAAAAUCAAUUUAUUCAAGAGUGUAAUGACGUUGGUAAUUGUAACAGUAAUUUAUGCAAUGACAUUACUAUGCUUGAUGAAUUGAAGACAAGUCAUUCUGAAGGCGAAGAUCCAAUUCAAAAAAGAACAAUAAACAAAGUUCAGUUAGAGUUUUCAGUAGAAAUAGAAAAUGUUUUAUUAAUCAAAGAUUGUAGUAUCAAUUCAAAUUUAACUGUUGAAAAUGCAGUUGAAUUCUUGUGCUCCAGUAAAUCGUAAACACAUUAGUUUGGAUCAAUCGAACACUGCAA
Messenger RNA from Acyrthosiphon pisum (pea aphid), 1042 nucleotides. RefSeq names its product zinc finger protein 724. The record is from RefSeq and is a predicted model, not a curated record. Gene Ontology annotation, cellular component: nucleoplasm. Gene Ontology annotation, molecular function: DNA-binding transcription repressor activity, RNA polymerase II-specific; RNA polymerase II cis-regulatory region sequence-specific DNA binding. Bases 147 to 1010 code for a protein of 287 amino acids. Gene Ontology annotation, biological process: regulation of transcription by RNA polymerase II. Lineage: Eukaryota; Metazoa; Arthropoda; Insecta; Hemiptera; Aphididae. The transcript has 5 exons.